Molecule: messenger RNA, 801 nt
Organism: Fonsecaea nubica
Lineage: Eukaryota; Fungi; Ascomycota; Eurotiomycetes; Chaetothyriales; Herpotrichiellaceae
Exons: 1
Coding region: 1-801 (266 amino acids)
Cellular component (GO): cytoplasm
Molecular function (GO): aldehyde-lyase activity
Source: RefSeq, a predicted model, not a curated record
AUGGCUCCUUUUGUCGAGACGCUGAGAAGCCGAGGGCCCUUCUUGGGCACCUUCGUCACACUUACUUCGACGUUGUCCGCUUCCAUCGUUGGCGCCUCGGGAUAUGACUGUGUGAUAAUUGACAUGGAGCAUGUUCCUGUCUCAGCUCUGGAGGCUACGCAUAUUGUCCAUACGAUAAGUUCGGCGUCCAAGGGUACCUGUUUGCCUCUCGUGCGGGUACCGUCUCACGGGGUGGAAUGGAUCAAAUGGGGCCUCGAUAGCGGCGCUUCCGGCAUUGUUAUCCCCAUGGUCAAUACUGUUGAAGAAGCUCGCCAAAUUGUGCAAAAGGCUCGAUAUCCGCCUCUUGGCCAACGAAGCUUUGGGCCAGCCUAUGCGCCCUUUGCCGACCCGGCAUCCGAUCGAUCAAUCGGCCAGUAUUUCGGGGACACUGCCCCAGGAUUAGCCGUCUUUCCGAUGAUCGAGUCUGCAAGCGGUGUUGAGAAUGCCGAUGCUAUCCUAGCGACGGAAGGUGUCAGUGGCGCCUUUGUCGGGCCUUUCGAUCUGCGAUGUUCGCUGGGUCUGCCCGGUGGUGACGGGAAAGAGGAUCGCUUCCUUGAUGCUCUCGAACGGAUUGUUGCAGCAGGAAAGAAGGUCGGCAAACCUUUGGGUAUCUAUACCGGGUCCAAGGAACAAAUGGAGCGUAAUUUGAGCCUGGGCUUUGAGUAUAUUCUCUACCAUGGUGAUUCGACUCUCCUUGCUGUGGCAGCCAAGGCUUCAGUUGAGGAAGGACGGUCAGUAAUUCAGCAGGUAAAGUCUUCGUGA